Aspergillus ibericus CBS 121593 is the source of this 3587-nucleotide messenger RNA. RefSeq lists its product as uncharacterized. Bases 142 to 3291 code for a protein of 1049 amino acids. The record is from RefSeq and is a predicted model, not a curated record. The transcript has a single exon. Lineage: Eukaryota; Fungi; Ascomycota; Eurotiomycetes; Eurotiales; Aspergillaceae.
UAUUUUGUCUCACCUCGACCUUUCCUUGCCCCUCUUGACAGUUCUUCUUGAACUACUUAAUUUACGUUACGCAAGGCACAUGGGAUGUUGUCAAAUAACUGGAUUUCACCGCCUAACCCACUGAAAUUGUGACAUCGUGAGAUGGAUCCAGACGCCGGUACUACGCGCGACCCCCGUCUCGCCAGUCGCUCGUCCAGACCGCCCCUGAACCGACAGUUCUCCCUCAACACCAUCUCGACAGGCUCGCCGAUUCGCUUCAGAUCGGGCUCUCAACCGUCUGGGAACGUCUCGCCAGUUGACAUCCAGAAUGCCACGACCGAUCAAUUUAUACGCGGGGUCUCCGAUUUGGUACAGGCAGCCGUAAUCGCCGCCAACAGUCAGUCCGAGAAGGAGAGGCUUCAGAAGCGGAGGGAGACGACAGAGAACCUUCUAAAGAAAGCCAAAUCCCAUGCCAGCUUCCCUUCUACCGCUGCCUUUUUCCAGCAAUCGCAGAAGGAGGAAGAUGUUGAUCUCACCCGGGUGGACGAUGCCCUCAAAAAACAUGCCGCCCACUACAAGCAGCUGGAGAAUGCUCUACGAGCCAAAUUCAGUUCCAUCAUCUCUCUGGAUACUCCCAGAAAUGAAGACAGGCUCAAUCAAUUGCAACGCGAUCUACAAUAUGCGAGAAACGGCAUGGGCAAUACUCAGAGCGAAAUUGCGAAGCUUCGCGAUUACAAUAUCAACCUGGAAAGCAAGAUGAAGGCUAUCCAAGAUAAAAUGAGCGCGCUCGACAAAACCGCAACAAGCCAUGCGAGCACACUCAGCACGCAUACCAGACUCACCAAAGAGACCUCUGAGCGUAUUACUAAGAUAACUUCGGAGUUGGAGACUGCGUCUGUCGCUAAGGAGACACAAAACGAGUCGGCCGUGCUCAAGAUGCAUAUUGACGAGUUAAGGACACAGGCUUCAGACUUGGGCGUGAAAAUCGAGUCUCUGCAGCAGUCCCAGCGGGAAUCGGCUGGGCAGUUUGAUAAGCUCACUACGAGCAUAGAUGAUUAUCGGAAGCAGCAUGACACUCAGAGUAGUGAAAACACCCGAUCUCUAGCGGCGCUUAACGCGCGUUUAAGUUCGGUCGAACAGAAGAGGAUGCAACCCUCUCCACCUGCGGAGGGCACGACUACUGUCCCGUCAGUCAUCUUCAAAGAACUGGAAUCACGACUACACAAGCUGGAAAGCGAUUUCUCUGGGCAGUAUAAGCCUGACCCAACGUUGGGGACCCAAGUUCAAGAGAUGAAGGAUCGGCAUUAUGAAAUGCAAAAAAUUCAGGAGAUGAAGGAUGACCUUCAAUGCUCUCAGAUGGAGGAUUUGAAAAGAGUAUGGGAAACGGGUGCCCGGGAAUUGGAGAAGAUCCAGGCCAAUCAUGCGCGACUCAAAGAGGAGAUGAAGGGCUUGAGCCAAAACCAAACGAAUUCCGCUAUGGUUCAGGAGCAGAUCGCUGGACUUUCGACCGGUCUCCGCAACACACAACAUGUAGUUGACACUGUGAAGGUCGGGCUGCAAUCCUUCGAAGCAAGGUACAACAGUCUCUCAACGGAUGCCAUUGUCAAGAACAUGGUUGUGGCCAUGCAAGAGAUGUACCCCUCGACAACGCAGUUGACGGAGCAGAUCUCCAUCAUGAAGGGCUGGUUUGAACGAGAGGUACCCGCCAUGAAAGCGGCAGUGAAUCGCCUGCAUUAUGAUUGCCUGAGCCUGCGGGAAGAUCUACAGAAAGAAACGGCUUUGCGCGUGGAGGAAGUGGCCCGCUUAAGAAGAGAUCACACGAAUUUGACACAGUCCCUCGCCCCUGUGUGGGAGCGGCUCACAGCACAGAGUCAGAAUCGGUGGCUCACCGCAGAUGAUUUGCGACAACUACACGGUGACCUGCACUCUUUGGAGGCCAAAUUGAAUGAGCAUACGAGCAAAGUUGACGGAUACAUGACGUCAAGAAUUGAAGAAGAGAAAUCACUAGUCCAGAACCUGAACCUUGACCGGGCUGAUUUGCACAGGCAGGUCAAAGCCCUAGCUGACGAACAAGUGGCCCUGGCGAAGCGAAUAUCUGGUGCUCGAAAGGACGAUGAUCUGCAGGGUCGAGUCAGCGCCUUAGCUGAUAAGCAAGAAGAUCUAGUGGAAAAAAUCACUCGUUUGCAGAACGACAACUGGCGAAAUCAAUUUCAAGUUCUCUCUGACGAGCAGAAAGACUUGGCGAAAAGAUUUUCCGAUUCCCAGAAAGGUAACUUGCCAGGUCGAGUCAAGGCCCUGGCAGACGAGCAGCAAACGCUGGCAAAAUCAUUCUCCUCUUUCCAAAAAGAUGAAUUGCGAACAGAGGUCAAAGCUUUGGCCGAUGAGCAGCAGGCACUGGUGAAAAGAUUCAUCAAUUCUCAGAGGAAUGAAGAUCUACAUGGACAGCUCAAAUCCCUAGCUGGAAAGCUAGAGAUCCUCACGGCAAGAUUUUCCGAGUACCAGAAAGAGAAUCUGCAGGAUCAAGUCAAAGCUUUAGCUGAGAAGCAGGGAAUCUUAGCAGAGAGAUUCGCCGAAUCCCAAAAAAGCAACCUGCAGAGUCAAGUCAAAGCCGUACUUGAUGAACAGAAAACCUUGGUCGAGAGAUUUGCCGAUGCUCGGAAGGAUCACAACCAACUUAAAGCUCUUGUUGAGGCGCAAGAUAAUCUGGUAAAGAUGUUGUCUGGGGCCCAAGCAAGUAACGACAGCGAUUUGAAAAAGUUACGGUCUUGCCCAGAUGAACUCAAGUCAAUGCUUGAUCGUGUUUGUCAGCUAGAAGACGCCGCUCUGGACAAGUAUCAGGGCUUGCUUGAAAAGAAUAGGCUGCUCGAAGACUCCACGUCAAAAAACCAUAAGUCGUUGGAGCAAAGCCUCGAUGACCUGUGGCGGACUGUUGAGCGCCGUGAACCUCCACGACAAACUGAAGCACCGCUUCCCCAACCCGACAACACCAGCAUAUUAAAGUGUGAGGAUGAGGAGAAUGCGCAGGAAGAGGAAGUCAAGCAAAUAAUGAGCAUAGCCGAAACAACCCCAGGGCCUGCUCAAUCGCAGAAAAAGAGAAAGCGAACGCGUCCUAAUACCUUAUCUGACGAAGAACGUUCGAGUUUAUCCCGACAUGGAUCCCCGAAAUCCAAUGCUCUGGCCUCCCCGGUGGGAACGGACGCAACGCCAUCAACCGACAACAGAAAAAACCGCAACAAGAGAAAAAAGAAGAAUCGGAGGGGCCAGGCCGGAGAACACAGGAUGCAGCCGACAGGCCCAAUAAUUGUUGACUAAGGGGGUAAGGCUUACCCCGGGAAACCGGCUUUUUGGAGCCCUUGGCAUUACGAGGUUACGAAUGUUAUGAAUCCAUCGCUAGUCAAAAGUUGGAUUUCUGCUGGAUAUCCAUGUGUUGCAAAUGCUUAUUUACUUUUCUUCUUCUGCCUUGUGGUUUCAGGUGACACGAUCCCGGGCCUUUUUCUGUUUGAUACUAUCCAAAAGUUUUGCACAUAUGCAAUAAUGUACAUGCUCGGUGUCCUGUAUCUAUGUCUGUAUGCGCGUUCAUUAUAGUAAAGCACUACGGAGCAUCCUGA